Sodiomyces alkalinus F11 is the source of this 1122-nucleotide messenger RNA. RefSeq lists its product as hypothetical. Bases 1 to 1122 code for a protein of 373 amino acids. The record is from RefSeq and is a predicted model, not a curated record. Lineage: Eukaryota; Fungi; Ascomycota; Sordariomycetes; Glomerellales; Plectosphaerellaceae. The transcript has 3 exons.
AUGGCAAACAGCAACAAGCCUACUGACCCCCUGGACCAAAUCCAGUUCAUGCUUAACGAUGUAAUUGUGCAAAUAGGGAAGGCCUUGAGAGCCACUAACCGGCAAGGUGACCGCCGAAACCUGGCUCAAGUCCAGGCCUCGGUCAAAAGCCGCGUGCCUGACACCAUUGAAAACUUCCACUGGGCGUUGGACGAUCUGGAAAGCGAAAUCGUAAACGCAAAAGCCGCCUUGCAGAGAGAUCUUGACCGGUUGCGAGCGAAGCGCAUGUCGCCAAGAGACGAACAUUCCCCCGCCGAAGCUGGAUCCAAGUCUUCCGUUACCAUGCGUACCAACUUUUCGCAGCCGACUCCGAGUCUUCAAUUAAAGCAGGAGAACCGAGACGCUUCCGGCGCUGCCCAGGCGGCCCCGCCUGCGCCGAUGGCUCCCUUCCCCGACAUGGGCGUCGGGACAACCCCAUCUCCUGCCCGGGUAACAGAUGCGGGCAUCAAGCAGGAGCCCGCGCCCUCGGCGCCGCAGGCGAUUAUGGGCCCUAUCGGUGACGCGGGGGCCAGCUCAGCGGGGGCGAAAAUCGCUCUCGCUGCCCCAGAGGCACCCAUGGAUGAUCUGCCAGGAAUGUCAAGGACCACCAACGGGUCCGGCGGGGGCUCCGGAGCCGAGUUCAAUUUCACAGACAUGACGUUCGAUCUCGCCCCUUCGAGCAAUGAACCGCCAAAUUCAUCGACAUCGCAGAAUCUCAACAUGGACACGCCGCGCUUCGGCACUGCGGACGACAUGCUUUCUCUCGAUCAGUUUCUCGCUCCGAAUACCGGUACGGCUAGCCAGCCGGCGACAAGCAGGAACAAUGCUGGCAACAAUGCAACGGUCGCCGCCGCAGCCUCUGCGGCUCAGAAGCCCCAGGAAUUAACGAAGAGCACGGCUAGAGCAGCCGCCGCUGGUACGGGCGUAGGCGUAGGCGUAGGCGAGGGUGAUAAGUCCAACCUUGACAGUACUGCCAUGGACCUUGACAUUGAUGUGGGAGGUGGCGCGGACGGCAGCAACUUUGACGACAUGUUCUUCGGAAACUCUAACGUGGAGGAUGAGAUUCAGUUCGACGAUGCAUUCUUCGGCAUAUCAUCGACAUAG